GUUCCAUGUCCUAACAGCUUUCAGUUAUGCAGCGCGCCAUCCCCGAGACGAAACCCCUUUUUACCUACAGCCACACGGAUCCCGAAUGGGCCAACCGCAAGCGAACUCCCCAGGAGGUCGUGUCGCUGAUAGAUGAAGCGGGAAUCUCGCACAUUUGCUUGUCUGCAUGGCACCGACCGGGAUCCGCCAUCUUCUCCAACGAGGAAGGGGUCAAAUAUACACGGGCAUUUCCGGAUCACAUCUCCGGCCGAGGCUCCGUCGAUCUACAUGACCCAGUCAAUGCAGUUAAAGAGCUGAAAUAUUACGUGAAGGUAGAAAAUUUCAAAGGACUGCGAAUUGUGCCCUGUCCGUGAAAUCUCCCACCUACUGAUCCUCAUUACUGGCCUCUCUACGUCAAGUGCAUUGAGCUCGACAUUCCCCUCCUAACAUAGAUGAACCACACGUGUCCUCUAUGUCCCAGUGAAGUUGGUGAAGUUGGUCGCCCAGUCCCAUACAUCGACACUAUCGCUCUGAAGUUUCCUGAGCUGAAAAUUAUAUGCGGCUAUGUCGGAUGGCCGUGGGCUGCGGAGACGGUCAGCGUGGCUUGGAAGCACAAAAAUGC
Aspergillus alliaceus is the source of this 601-nucleotide messenger RNA. RefSeq lists its product as uncharacterized. The record is from RefSeq and is a predicted model, not a curated record. Lineage: Eukaryota; Fungi; Ascomycota; Eurotiomycetes; Eurotiales; Aspergillaceae. The transcript has a single exon. The coding region runs from base 27 to 353 and encodes 108 amino acids.